Molecule: messenger RNA, 1614 nt
Organism: Fusarium subglutinans
Lineage: Eukaryota; Fungi; Ascomycota; Sordariomycetes; Hypocreales; Nectriaceae
Exons: 2
Coding region: 1-1614 (537 amino acids)
Biological process (GO): lipid metabolic process
Source: RefSeq, a predicted model, not a curated record
AUGACAGUCACUCCUAUGGUCAAUCUUGGCAAUGUCGCCCGCGCCGAGUACAAGGCGCUAUUCGAUACUGAAGUCGCCAAAGGGAUCAGAGAGCCCCUUGUUCUUCCUUUCUGUCUUUUUGGUCCUUUCAUUUUACCUAUUGUUUAUUUGGCAUUUCCGCAUCGAAAUCGGCCAUGGCUUUACCACGCACGAUGGCUUGUCGUCGCCUUUGUCGUUGCGUUCGAUGCUUAUAUGAUUGGGUAUAUGUCUAGCUAUAACGUCGCUCCAGCAUAUGCGUCAGGUCUUAUGGGCGGAUGGGGUAUCUUGACGACUCUGAAUCUCUUGGUUUGGACCGAUCCGCAACUCGACUAUGCCAGAGUUGUCAAGAUUCCCAGGGGCAACAAGUCGCAAGCAUCGUCAAAACAGCUGCCCAUCAAUGUUGCCAACGGAUCAAACCAAGAAAGCACAAUUCGACAGCGAAAGCCUUACCACGAAGACAUUACACUUUCAGGGAAAACCCAUGCCAAGAAUGGGAGCUCCAAAGAUGUCGUUUACGUCUGGCAGAAAUUUCCUGAAAACGGAUCGUUCGGUGAACGGCUUAACUGGACACUUGACCUUGCUACAAACUUUAGGGAAAUCGGCUGGAAUUGUUCUAUCUCUUCCGUACCAAGACCAGAUAUCCCAAGCAAUAUUCGUGAUGGGAAUCCUGUAUCCUUCGACAACAUGCUCAUUGUGUCUAAAAGUGGCUACUAUCGUAACUUGACCGAGAGGGAAUUCGUAUGGAGCCGUAUUCGCAGAGUCCUCUUCCUCACUUUUCUUUUGGACUUUUGCUCUGUUGCGAUGGUCAAGGAUCCCUACUGUGCCUAUGGGCCCGAUCAAGAACUUGAGCUCCCCUUGUUCCUCCAGCAGCUUUCUCCUUGGUUGCGCUUCAUCUAUCGCGAGCUCCUUUGUCUUGUUGGUAUCUAUGCUGCCAUCGAUGCCAUUUUUAGCUUGCAUGACCUUGUUCAGUUCUACGUUUUCUCCUACUUUUAUCCCAUGCGAAGAGAGUUAUGGCAGUACACUAACAUCUUCGGUCCUAUCUCGCAGGUGCUUGAUAGAGGUCUUGCUGGUUGGUGGGGGGCAUUCUGGCAUCAAACCUUUCGUCUUCAGUUUCUUGCACCCGCAAAGUUCCUCGUUGAAAAUGGCUAUCUUCAAAGGGGAACACUACGUGCUCAGAUUGUUACCAUGUGUUUGUCCUUCAUACAGUCCGGUUUACUUCACGCCGGUGGAAGUUUAUCGUCUAUACCAACCACAAAACCCUGGAGAAGUCCGCUCUUCUUUGCCCUGCAACCUCCUGGCAUUAUCUUGCAACUUAUUUUGCUGCAGACUUUGGACAAGCAUUUUCCCAACUUCCCUCGAAGACUCCGCCAGGCAUUCAAUAUGAUAUGCACUCUGGGCUGGCUCUGUCUGACCGCGUUUUUCUUUACCGACGAUAUCUCAUCUUCGGGUAUUUGGCUUCUGGAACCUGUGCCGAUUUCCCCCCUGCGCUGGCUUGGUUUCGGUCACCAAGACGAUCACUGGUGGCGAUGGAGGAGAUAUAUGUUCCCAAUCUGGCAUUCGGAUAAGUACUGGUGGAAGAGUGGUAUACAGCUUUGA